UUCAAUUUGUAUAUUCAGUGUAUUAUUGCUCCUCACCUUUUCUAUAUAUUUACUUCACAAUGCUUUAUACUUCAAUAUACUCAGCUUUCCACACAAUAUCUAUUCUUGUAGCAUCAAAUAAAUUCUCUAUAAUGUCAUCUGAAUCAAGUUAUAAUAGUUUCAUUUCAUCUUCAAAUUCUUCUAGUUCCGAUGAUGUCAAUUUUAUUCCACCAGAUCAUAUAGCAGAAGAACAAAACAAUGACUACAUGCGGCGUUUUGGAAGACGUAGACGUGCAAAUCGUAUGAUGGACCAAAUGAUGGAGCCCUUCAUUUUGGCUAAUCCAACUGAAGUAUAUGCAAUGGUAACUCAAGUUCCUAGGGCACCUAGGCAACAAGUUGAUCGAAAUCGUGUGGAUGCACACACUCGCUUAUGGAACGACUACUUUGCCGACAAUGCCCUCUACCCCCACGAUUAUUUCGCCGCCGAUUUCGCAUGCAAAAACAUGUUUUCCUUCGUAUAGUAGACGUGCUGAUUAAUAAGAACACGUUCUUCCAACAAAGGCCAGAUGCCACAGGGAGACUUGGUGCAUCAGCAUUGCUAAAGUGCACUGCGGCUAUAAGGUUGUUAGCAUAUGCCACAUCAGCAGAUUCAGUGGACGAUUAUCUUAAAAUAAGUGGCUCUCUUGCUAGAGAUUCACUACAACAUUUUGUUGAUGGUGUGGUUGCCGAGUUUGGUGACGAAUACUUAAGAAGACCUAAUGAAACAGAUUUAACGAGAUUGUUAUAUGCAGGUGAGGAAAGAGGAUUUCCGGGAAUGAUGGGUUCUAUUGAUUGCAUGCAUUGGCGAUGGAAAAAUUGUCCACUACAAUUUAAAGGACUCUAUUCGGGAAGAGCUGGUAAGCCAACUUUAGUUCUCGAAGCUAUUGCGUCAUAUGAUUUGUGGAUCUGGCAUGCUUUCUUUGGAACACCAGGUAGGUGCAAUGAUAUAAAUGUUCUUGAUAGAUCUCCAAUAUUUAACGAUGUAUUUGAAGGUCGUGCACCUCAGUAA
Messenger RNA from Beta vulgaris subsp. vulgaris (sugar beet), 1027 nucleotides. RefSeq lists its product as uncharacterized. Bases 410 to 1027 code for a protein of 205 amino acids. Lineage: Eukaryota; Viridiplantae; Streptophyta; Magnoliopsida; Caryophyllales; Amaranthaceae. The record is from RefSeq and is a predicted model, not a curated record. The transcript has a single exon.